Messenger RNA from Phytomonas sp. Hart1, 246 nucleotides. NCBI's taxonomy places the organism in Eukaryota, Euglenozoa, Kinetoplastea, Trypanosomatida, Trypanosomatidae. The record is from the annotation of a GenBank genome assembly.
AUGUCGACCGCGCGGAUCGUCAAGUACACCGUCCACCACCUCAGCCAGACGCUGGAGCUCAGCGAGGUCCAGCAGCUCGCCAACGUCCUCGCCAACGUCAUGACGACGCGGCCUACCAAACUCCCUAUGUCCACCCGCUGCGCCCACCGCCUGGCGGACUGCGCGGAGCGCCUGCUCGACGCCGUCCCGCAGCUCGAAUCCGAGAUGAUUCCGUCUCCGUUGCGCGAAAGACUCUGGUUUUUAUAA